Lottia gigantea (owl limpet) is the source of this 1760-nucleotide messenger RNA. RefSeq lists its product as hypothetical. The coding region runs from base 1 to 357 and encodes 118 amino acids. The transcript is spliced from 4 exons. Gene Ontology annotation, molecular function: protein binding. The record is from RefSeq and is a predicted model, not a curated record. NCBI's taxonomy places the organism in Eukaryota, Metazoa, Mollusca, Gastropoda, Lottiidae.
AUGGAAGACGAGUUCCAUUAUCGUAUACCAGUGGUCCUUGGGUGGAGCAAAAACUGUAUGACACUUACACAAGUUGACAGUACUUAUUUACUGCCCUCCGCUCAUAUUAUAACCGGGAAUGUUCAACCUCAGUCACCAGCUAGUCAUUGUUUAAGUGCUGGUGAUAUUAUAUUAAGUAUCGGUAAUACCAAUGCUCAACACCUUACUCACAUGCAAGCUCAUCAGUUGAUUAAGAGUGCAGGCAACAUGUUACAGUUAACCCUCGAAAAAUGUGGUGGUGGAGAUAUUGACAGACUUCGACCGAAAAAUCCCGUCAAAUUUUCACCGUGGAAACACGCUCAACCAAAUUAUGCUUAAACAAUAAAUUGUUAAAUACAGCGAAAUUAGCUAACAUUUUCGUUUUUAUGUUCACACUUACAUUGUGUUGUGAAAAAGGUCAAAAAAUGUCGGUACAUAUGAAUUCAAAAAGUCGAUUAUUUCGAAGCUACAUAUACAAUAUUUGCAGUGUAGACCUACCUACUAAAACAAAGAUGAGUUUUGUCAGGUAAUGGCAGGCUAAUUAAUUACUUUUAAUUUUCAUACGGCAGUUAUUACAGCGAUAUUAUAUUAUAGCAAAAAUUUUAUGUGUAUCGCGGACACUCAAUUCUCCAAGUUAAUUAAUCUUGAUCAGAUUAUGACGUAACAAACGCAGGCAAACUGUUGUUCAGGAAUUGUAUUUACCACCAAGUAAACAACAGAUGGUGCAAAUGUCCCCGAUACACAUUCAGGUCUAGGAAAUAACUUGUAAUUCCUUUAAUAAUUUGCAACUCUUGAUGUACAUUUUUGUCUUGAGUGGCGUUGUGUUAUUUUGUUAUUAUGUUUUUUGUUGAUCGGGAUGUCGGAUUUGUGUGAACAUUCUUUAAUUUUGUCAAAUCUGACCAAAAUUUUGAAUCACAUUUACCAAUCCGACAUUUCCCAAACUGUUUAUGAUGGUGAACUUGCUUUUAUAUGUAUAUAUACCCCAUAUAAGUAAAUGUAACAGAUUUAUACUAUAUUUUCAUUACCAAUGAUAUGACCCACGAUUGAAGAAGUGUAAGAAGGUUACAGUGAAGAUACCUCGGAUCGCAUUUUUUAUCACUGUGGCUCUUUGCAAACAUGCAUUACGGAUAGUGAUAGCCCCGUCACACAGGACUGUGACCCCGUCACACAGGACUGUGACCAUUUGCUCUCAGCGACUGGAAAUGUACUAACCAGAAGAAAACUGGAGAAUAAGUUCUUAAAAAAAUUACAAACUUAACGUUUUUGCAGCGUCCAAAACAAAACGCCGUGAUUCGAAUAGUGGCGACAAUUGCACGACGCCUAGCGUGUCCUACACUCUUAUUCUGCGCUUAUGGCGACCUUAACAGGCACUGAGCCAAUUUUCAGUAGCAGUAGCAGCGUAGCUAGAACGUAUUUCCUGUUUGAUGAGACCUUAAGUGCAAAUUGUUAUUGAAUUAUCAUAAUUCAUUCAUAUUAAUCUUAACGGAAAGAAAACACUUAGUUUACACAGAAAUACCCCUAUAUGUGACCCAAUCCCUUACUGAACAAGACCUUGGACAUCUAUAAAAUCCAUUAACUGAUGAACCAAGUCAUUGUAUGAACUGAGGUUUACAUGAUCCCGUUAUUAUUCGCAACGUUUUAAUAGUAUUGUAAAUUUUAAGUUGAUGUAGAUUACUAUAUUUACUAAUUAUGCCCUCACUAAUUAAUCCGUCCAUUUUAAAUAAAUUUUAUAUUUUACCAUU